This is a messenger RNA of Prorocentrum cordatum, 1746 nucleotides long. The record is from the annotation of a GenBank genome assembly. Lineage: Eukaryota; Dinophyceae; Prorocentrales; Prorocentraceae.
CGGUGAUGGUUUUGAGAUUCGGGCGCCGAGGAGACUGCUCUCCUCGGGUGGAUUUGCUUGCCGUCGCCCGCGUUGGUGGGCGGCACAAAAAAGAAGAAGAUUCGAUGGAGCACGACAUCAACCCACCCCCGACGCGCCCAAUCGACGCGCGCGGCCGGGGCAGCGCUGUUCAUGCUGCCAUGGCAGCAAAAUGGCAAAAUGUUCUCUCUGCGGACGUGUCCACGCGAUCAGACCAGGAAACAGAGUUACAGACACGGACACAGACGCAGACAUAACGCACCCAAUCUCGGAUGCCUCACAUGCCGAGCCCCUGAAGGCCGCGCGCUGAGGAGGCCUGGCGUCCCUGGCCGUGCGAGCAACGUGCUCUGGGCCAUUUUUUCUCAAACGCUACAAUAAGUACAACUGUGUGGGUCAUGCGCACCUGAAACAAGAAAUCGCCAGCUUCCCAACUGAUGGGAAGGGGACCCCUCGAUGCUACAGCUUCGCACCGAGGCCGGCACAACCAAGGCAAGUCGGCGAGAACGUGGGGAGGAGGAAAACGAGACGACGACGACGAGGACGACAAGCGGACCUGCCACGAGGCCAGGAAAGGCGAGAAAGACGAGUGACACGAAGAGGAACGACGAGAGGGGGACGUCGGCUCACGAGAGCCAGGAGGCCGCAGAACGGCCACAGGGCACGGAGGAAGAAGCCGCGCGCCAGUAGCCGCGGCCCGCCCACGCGGCGCGCGGCACGCCGCGUGCUUCGAUGCCUCGGACCAGGCACGCGGGAGGGAACAGAGGAGGAGGGGGGAAAGGAGGAGGAGGACGAGGAGGAGAGGAGGGGGAAGUGCUCUGGACCAUCGUGCAGCCGCACCCCAGCCCCUUGCCCAGCCUGGCCAUCCUCGACCACGUGCACCGCUUCAUGUUCCGUGGAUGUCUGGGGAGUUCCUACCCGGUGGCAGUGCUGGAGGGGAGACUGUACAUGCAACCUUGGGCAUGGGCGUGCCCCGAGCCGGACGGCGUGGAUACAGAGCCAAACAAUGAAUCAACAAACGAUCACUAUGGCAUUGCGCACAAUGCUUACAUGUUGCACCUCCUGCAGACACGUUUGAUCUGAUGAACGACACCGCCGCGCCUACCGUUUCGGCAUUUGCGGCCUGUGCCACGCAGGACCGUCGAUCACGGUAGGCCGAGCGCCCAGGUCGCGCCAGGGGGACCGUGCACUCUCGGAACUGUCGGCGAAGAUGUUGAACUUCAUCGUCUCCGUGACGAGCGCGUCGGCGCAUUCGACGUUGCUGGCGGCCCCUGAGCAGGCCGCCCCAUGGGCCUGGGCCCUCACCUUGUAGUAUUCCGCAAGGUUGGAGAAAUACUCCGCAGCCUCCAUGGCGGCGCGCUUGUUCGCGGCCUCAUGCUGGGCCUCCACUGGGGCGCCCGCCUCUUUGCUCUUGCGGAACGCUUCCUCCUGGAUGGCCGCCCACUGAUCCUUCAUGCACUUCUGCACGGUGUCGUGCUCGACGAUGCAUUCGAGAACAGCCUUGUUUACGCGGGCCAUGGCCAAUAGCGAGUCGACGGCGGCGUUCUGAGCUUGGACGUACUUUGAGUUGCUGCGUAGCGCGAUACCCUUUCUCGCAAGCGCGUCUCCAAUCGACAUGCUCGGAACCACGUUCAAUCUGCAAAACCUCCGAUCAAUCAGGAUGAUUGUGCGAAACUGGUCGAGAUUGCACAAAUGUGGCUUGAGCCAGAAUGAUGCGGGAUGACAUCGUGC